AUGCGAAAAAAAGCAAACGAAGAGGGAGGAGUUGAGAAGCUGCCGAGUGGACGGGAUGCAAGCUACGCGGCCGAAAGCUCGCUGAUUGGCGACACAACGGCAGCUGUCUUGCGGCUACAGCACUUCACCUCCACGGCUUGCCCGAUGUGGAUCUCCAUCGCUUUGCCCUUCACCGCUUCAUCCUCGACGCGCUGCUGGCUGUCCUUCUUAUUGGGCCAACGCAUGUCCACCAGCAGAUAUGACGAUGUUUUGUCUCCGAAGGGGCCAAAUUGCCUUGCAAAUAUCGCCUGUCCCGGUGGCUGGCGAGCAGAGAUCGGAGUGAAUUCCGAGUUACGCAACGGCCCCACCUGCCCGAGAGGGAGAAAGCAUAACAAUUUGGUUGGAAUCGACGCCAUCGCGAUCGCGGCAAAGACUCUUGAGGGCACUGACACUGGCACAGUCACUGUUCAAAUGGGCGGUUGUGGUUGCCCUCGUUACCAUCGCUUGGAGAGGGUACAGUCAUACCAUGAGUGCAGAUGCGAUCCCAGCGACAAUCUCUGCAGGCUGCAAACGCUCGGGCCAAGAGGGUCCUCAUUGUCCCGAGAUAGCAUCACUUUUUCCACAGUGGGUAAAUCCAAGAAGUUCUGGGAGAUACAGCAAGAGGACAAGAGAGGGUCCCCCUCCAAGGCAAUCAACCUGACAUCUUUACGGUGGAACCGGGCGUUGGUGGAAUCCACUGACUGUGCUUUGGUUCUCGCAUUGCAUUGCAUUGCCUUUGCUUUGCCUUACUCGUUUGUCGUUUCCUCCUCUGGUUUGCCCCUCCCACCAAGGUUGAUGAUGGCACUUCCAGGGAAGCUCUCGUUGCACUACUUUGAACCGUAUUUAGUCAUGUCAACCUCAACGGGCCAAUGUGAAGCUGCCAGCGAAACCCAGCGAGAGAAGUGCGAGAUGGAUAGCGUCGUCCUCCAAUAUCAGAGGCAGAAGGGACCCCGUUGGCUGGCAAGUGGCUGA
Messenger RNA from Aspergillus niger, 990 nucleotides. RefSeq lists its product as hypothetical. The coding region runs from base 1 to 990 and encodes 329 amino acids. The transcript has 8 exons. The record is from RefSeq and is a predicted model, not a curated record. NCBI's taxonomy places the organism in Eukaryota, Fungi, Ascomycota, Eurotiomycetes, Eurotiales, Aspergillaceae.